AUGUGUGUGACAAAGAAGUAAGUCAGGAGAGACUUCUGGAAAACUUGACUUCCAAAAGCAGGAGAGAUCGGGUGGACCAGGUCGAGCCUAAGCUUCCUACUCCGAUCACGAAUCAGUCAAAAAUAGGUUUGUUCCUUAUAAGGGACUUUAGGAGAAGUUUCUGUCGGGUCUGUGAGAAAACAUUAUGGAAAGAAACUUCAGGAGAUGGUUUUUAUCAACAACAAAAAAAAGGUUCACCAGUUCAAAUAUGUGUGAUAACCCAUCAUCAGAAAUGCGGACAAAACUUUUUGAGCCAUACUGUAGCCGGGUUACGGUAGGCAGGUUGGCACCUGCCUAUCUAAGUAUUGAAGAGUUUUUACUAGACAAGUGAUAUAUCAAUCGAUAGGUAAUCGGAUUUCAGGAAUUUUUACAGUACAUACCAUCUUGGGUUACUGUAGGAAUUUUCGAGUUACGGUAAUUUUUGUCUUUGGAAGUCGGUUUUUUGGUCACCCUGGUCGUCGGCAUUCUAAUUACUUUCAUGGAAUAUGUCUAGUAGUACUUUUUUUUUAAUUCCACAAAAUAAAUUCGAAUUUCUAAACCCGUCAUCUCGAGAUUUCACUCCGAACAUGCGCAACUUUGCGGCUAGAAUUUUGACGAUUUUCACAUUUUUCUUUUGUUAGAUAUUUGUGUAAAACUUUUUUAGAUUUUAACUACAGGGUGUUUUGUAACAUUUAAAGAGGUUUGAAAAGACCUAUACGCUACAUAUUCGGCCGAAACUUUGUGUUUUGAACGCUGUUUUCGCUUGAAAAAACGUGAUUCGCUCUGAAAAGAUUUUGUUCAAGCGCUGCAAAGCUCCCAAAAAAGUCAACUUCAUCUGACUUUCCAGCCUGGAUUUUUCAGUUGCAAGAAUAUAAGCUGAAAGAACGAAAUUCUCAGGAAUAAUUCUGACUUUCAGAUUUUAGCUCGAAUGAAAAUACUCAUCCGUUUCGGUCAAUUUUUCUCAUUUUAGUUCUAUUUUCUCUUGUAGAAAGCCUUUUCUUCUUUUUUCUUUUUUUUUUCAAAAUAUCCGAAAAACAUAUCACUGGAGUUUGUGCAGCAGAACAUAGGGCAGUCAGAACGGUUUCCCUAAAUUCAUUUCAAUCUUCUCUCAAAUAGAGCUGACCUUGUUCAGUUACCAACGCUCCCGCUCCCUCUGUGGCUACUCGACCUACAGUCAGCGAAGCUCCAACCAAAGGUAAUCCGGUGGUUUUCGGUUGUAAUUAAUUCUCAUUUCAUACUGGGAAAAUUUUUAGUGGCCACUAUAGAGGCUCGCCAAAGACUAUUUGGAGAGGACACUGAAGUGGCCACUAAACCCACCUCUAUAGUGGCCACUGUUUUCGGUUCAGUGACCACUUUAGAGAUUCUUUAUUUAGUGGCCACUUGAGUAGUUUUUCAUCCAGUAUUCCUUCCAGUAACUCUGUUAAAUUUGAAAAAAAAAACAGAUUGGACCAGUUAUGUUGAUCCAUUGACCCUUAAAGUUGCCACUAAAAUUUUUAGUGGUCUAGUAGUAGCACUUAGACCUCUAUAGUGGCCACUAAUUUUUACCCCUUAGGUGGCCAAAAAUUUGACUACUCAAGCGGCCACUAAAACGUCAGAACCCUGUAGUGGCCAUUAGAAAUUUUCUCAGUGUGAGACUAUAGGCCGAAAAUUUCUACACAAAAGAACGCGAAAGAGAUUAUUUUCAAAGAACGUGGAUAACUGUAGAACUAAGAUCAUGUAGAUAAUAAUAAACAAAAAAGUUCCAUAUUCUAAAAAAAAGAAAUUCAAAAAAUUCUGCCCAUUUCUGACUUGUAGGUCUAGGUUAGAUUUUUAAACUGUCUUUUAAUUUUGUUUGAAAGUGAAAAUUCAUCAGUUAGUUGGAAAUGAACAUUUUAGGAGGGCCAGGAGAUUCGAAGGAUUCCAAUGCCUCGAACAAGGAACCUUCAACGAAGAAAUCGAAGAAGUCGAAGAAGUCGAAAAAAUCGGUUAAGCAGCCGCCGACGGAUAGUAUGAAAGUCGCCAAGUGUUCGAAAAAAUCGGCCGAAAAAGUUUUUUUCUUCGCUGUGACAUAAUUAUUUUCGUCGGCUUCAGGUGAUGAAAUGGGUGCUGCGAACUCUUCAAAUCGGAGUUGAUGGUUUGGUGGCCGAGUUCCGCGACAUGAACGCCAAAUGGCUCGUCGAAAACAUGACGACCAAGGCCUUUGCCGAAAACAAAGAGAAAAAUCGGUUGGUUGAAAUUUUUACUUUGAUCAGACAAUGCUCGUGGGACCUUUUUGAAAAAAUCUAGAUUGUUUUUUUUUCAGUCUCUGAUAAUCAUUUUUUUUAAUAGUGGGACUGCCAUUUUUUUAAAUAGUAUAGAAUUUUUCACAUUUUGGGCCCGCGAAUCUACAUGAGCGUGAAUUGUGCAUACACAAAUAUUGGGGCCUCUUUGAAAACUUUAAUCUUGUAAACACGGCGACGCCCUGCCUAUAUUUUCCGUAAAGUGUGGUGUGUUGUGUGCAUGCACCUCGGCGCUCUCGCACAUGCCACAUUAAAAAUAUAUUUUUCGCGGAACUAUAAAUUUUAUUUCAAUUUAUGAAAUUCGGUUAUAUUUUUAGCUCUCUGGUGAUUAUUUUGAACUUCGCAAAAUUCAUUUCAACAUGGUAUGUGUUAAAAAAAAUGAAACAGAAAAGUCGCGUUUUUUUUAAAGCAGAAAUUGAUUCCUCUCAAGACCCUUUUAUGCGCCUUUAAUAUCUCCCGUUGCUUAUACUUGUUCCCCAUGACGUCACAUGAAAACGGCGGAGGUUUUGACCACGCCCCCUUUCAUUUUUGGAUUUACAUUUUCUUGCACUAAAAAAAAAGCCUUGGUACCCAGGAAACUUUUAUCAAGAUUCAAAUUUGCAAAGAUUCAAGCCUCCGGCAUUGGUGUAUGCACAAUUCACACUCACGAAAAUUCGCGGAUCCAAAAAUUCUUCCUACCAUCCUGCAAGAUUUGGGAAAACUUUUUCAAUUUCAAACUUCAAUUUUUUUCCUUUUUCUCAAAUCGGUGUUAUAUUCAUCAAAUUUGAGAUACCAAGAUGUCCCAUGCCAAGACAAGGGUCGUGUCGUUUUGAAGUUUCCCGGUGUCACUACUGACUACAUUCACGCCAAUUACGUCGGUACGCAUGUCAACCCGAAACGUUUUAUUUGCACGCAGGUUAAAAUACUUCUCUGAUCUUUCCAAUCAAUUUCUCAGUUUUCAGGGUCCUCUCGAAAAAACUCUCUUUGAUUUCUGGGCCAUGGUUAUCCAGGAAGAAACCGAGAUCAUCAUCAUGCUGUGCAAUUUUUGUGAGCUGGUUCUACAUUCUGGAAGUUUUAGAUUUUUGAGAAAUCAAUUUCCAGGACAAAAUUAAGUGCGAGCCCUACUGGCCGUCGGACAAGAACGAAGAAGGCAAGAAGCAGAUAAUGAAAUUUGGCACGGCUCCCAAUGAAAUCACCGUUACGAGCACUGUAAGAGUUGGAAAUCUUUUGGGAAAAGUCGCUCAGAAAAGCGUCGAGAUAAGCUUUUUUUGAUUUUAUAGUCAAAUAGAAUGAUUAGGGGCGCGCCGUAGCGCAACAGGUUGUGUGCCUGUCUACGGUCCACAGGGUCACAAGUUCAACCCCCGCCUCGACCCAACCAAGGGGUUUAAGAAAUGUUGGUAGUGGGAAACCACGACUUCUUAAUUCUCAGCCGUCACACACAAGGACGGAUAUGUCACUAGAGCCAGUCCUGAUAUCAAAAUAGGAGCUCGGCUUGGGGCGCCGACGCCGCUCAAGCGGUACAAAGGCAUAGGAAGAAGAAGAAGAGGGCAACCAUAGUGCCCCUUUGAGGGUCCUUCCUAGGGACCUCUUUACCACAUUAGGGGCCUUCAGGAUCCAUUUUGAAAGGUACCUUUGUGGACACAUUAUGGUACCUUCUCGAUUCCCCUGUGCCUGUGAGCAACUGCUAAAUGGCUUCUCAAAACCAUUAAAGGCAUAGGGACAGAAAGCAGUAUCGUAUAUGGUGUUUCUUUGCGAUUCGAACGGUGUACUUAAACAACUUACAGAUUUGACUACUUUCUAAGAAAAAGACGGUUUUACUUUCCCGCUUUCAACUUUGAAAAACGCUUUGGAUCGGUGUACGAACUAGUGUUCUAAAACUUGACCGUUCAAAUGAUUUGACCGUUCAGUUUUUCGAACGGUUAUAACAUGUCAUUUCUCUGACCGUUCGUUUGACCGACCAAUUUCUGGAAUUUACGAAACCGGCCGGCCAUUUUAAGAUUGACAUUUUGAACGGCAAAAAAUGACCGACCAUUUUAAGAGUGAAAUUUUGAACGGUCAAAAAAUGACCGACCGAUUUCGAAGUGACAUUUCAAACGAUCAAAAACCAACAUGUCACUCUGAAGUGACAUGUUGAAAUGUUGAAACUCCAACCGUUCGACAAAUGACCGUUCAUGAAAUGUUGAAAAAAUAUUGGUCGAACGUUCAAUUUUCGAAAUUAUAGUACGGACCACUGUUUACAGUAGCCGUGCACGCGUUUUUGCGGACUUCUCAUUAGACUCUUGUGAGAAAUAACGGGAUAUAUGUUUUAAGUCAAAGUUUUCUUACCUGAAAAAUCAAUCAAGAAAACAAAAAACGCACACCGAUAUCAAAGGAAACACAAAAUAUUGCUAUCCCCAUCGAAACCUGUGUAAAAUCGUCAUUUUUCACAAAAGAAACAUUAUGUGAUCAAAGUUUGCAAACUAUACAUCAAUAGAAAGUUUUUGUGACAAAAAGAGCUUUGGUGACAACAGAAAAAAUUGAAAAUUGAAAGAAACGAAGAAAAAAACGAAAGUCCGAAAAAAGGCAAUACGUGUUUUCCAUAGAGCAACUUUACUGCAAAACGCUCUUUUGGCGGGAAUUCAAGCUUUCCUCUCUCCGACUUUGAAUUAUUUUUUCUCCAAAACUAGGAGUUUCGGUACGUUUCCAAGUGUACUCUCCGAUUCGCAAUGAAAAGCUCUACAAAAUACUGCUUUGAACCGAAACACCGUUUUUUACUGCGUUCUAAACAUGCUGCCUUUUUAUAAAUUUUCUGUAGGUACCAAUUUUUGAUUUUCUAGUCGGUGCAAAAGAUGAAGGAUGAGCACGGGAUUAACGUAACCGUCCUGAAAGUUGAGUGGACGGAUGGCGGCAACGCGAAGGAGCGCAUAGUCAAGCACUUCCAGUGGGAGACCUGGCCGGAUCGUGGCGUUCCUCUCAACAAACUGACACCCGCGGUCUCCCUUCUUUUUUUACUUCUUUUCGAUUGAAAGAAUGUUUAGGAGCUCCUUUCGGCUGUUCGCGCAAACGGCAAGCCUAUCGUCGUCCAUUGCUCUGCUGGAAUCGGAAGAACUGGAACGAUUGUUGCGAUUGCUUACGUGCAAGAGAAGAUGCAGGCUGGGGUAGGAAGUCCUCGUGGGCACCUUACCAGCCCCUGUAGGGGUCACUAUAGUCUGUUCACAUUUUGAAUGUCGUCGCUUAAGCUCCGCCCCUAAUGGUGCGAUAAACCAACCAGAGAGCGAGCCAUCCACAGAGUGUAUUUGAAUGACGUCAUUGCACUCGACAUUAAAAAUCUGAACAGACUAUAAAGCUUACAAAAGUGAUCCCUAUAGGGGGCAUGCUAGUCGAUAAUUUUUAUGUAACCUGCGAAGAAGCUUUUCCAUGCGAAAAAUUGAAUGAACAAGCGUUUUUCGAAUGAAGUUGAAAGUCCCCUAUAGGGACCACUUAAGAUCUAGGAGCUAAGGGGUGAGACUGCAAACUCCUACAGGGACCACCUUGAUUUCAACCUUAUAGGGACCACUUAAGCUCUAGGGGCUAAGAGGUGACACUGUAAACUCCUAUAGGGACCACUGAAGCUCUAGGGGCUAAGGGGUGAGACUGUAAAAUCCUGUAGGGACCACUUAAGAUCUAGGAGCUAAGGGGUGAGACUGCAAACUCCUAUAGGGACCACCUUGAUUUCAACCCCAUAGGGACCACUUAAGCUCUAGAGGCUAAGGGGUGAGACUGUAAAAUCCUGUAGGGACCACUUGAGAUCUAGAGGCUAAGGGGUGAGACUUUAAACUCCUAUAGGGACCAUAUUGAUUUCAACCCUAUAGGGACCACUUAAGCUCUGGGGGCUAAGGGGUGAGACUGGAAUAACAGUCGAUGAAAUGGCGCAGAUAGGAACCUUUUUAUCACCUUGAAAGAAACAUUUCUAUGGAGCCCUUUUGACCCUCUUGCCUGUGAAGAACCGGAGUAUAUAAUUACAGGAGGAGUGCAUGGAAAUGAUUGAGCUUGUGAAGGAACUCCGUCGCCAGCGACCCUGCUCUAUUCAGAAUGAAAUGGUUAACGAUUCGAAAAAAUAUGGCUUUUGAUUUUGGAUUCCAGCAAUACUUGUACCUCCACCGUGUGCUACUCGCCUACUUUUUGGAGAAACACAAAACCAAAGUGAAAGUUCCUCCACAAGCCCAGGCGCAAUACGAAGAGUGGGUCGCGCGCUACGAUAAUCUCACAAAGGGUUAA
Molecule: messenger RNA, 6491 nt
Organism: Caenorhabditis auriculariae
Lineage: Eukaryota; Metazoa; Nematoda; Chromadorea; Rhabditida; Rhabditidae
Source: the annotation of a GenBank genome assembly